AUGUCUAUAUUAUUCCUGGAUAUCUCCUUUAAUCGCAAGUACUGGUAUUAUGUGGUGGAAUGUUUUGUUUUAGCCUUGAUUGCCCUGAGUGCUUUGCUCUAUUUUGGAAAGUACUUAUGGUUAAUUUUUGGUGAAGAUCAGGUGAUUGGAACAGAGAGUCAAAAGCGUCUGCUGGAUGGAAGAGAUGACACCGCCUUUGGAACAGUGUACGCACGUCCAGCUCCAAUAUCGCAAAUCAAUGUGGAGGACGAUAACGAGUGCCACAUCCCCUACUGGCAUUCAUCUUUCUACGGCUACAUCCAAAAUUCACGGGUCGUUGAACCCGCCAUUCCGAUCAAGUUAUUGCAAUGUGUGACCAACCUGAGGUACUGGAUAUCCACAACCAUAUUGCAUCGAUUGGUCACGGAAGUACAACAUGUGGAUAAGGUAUCUCAGAAACUGGGCUUGAUCAAUCUUAAAAUCGGAGAGACAAGUCUUAAGACGCUACGAUUGUGGGCCGAGCACAAGCAGCUUGUGGAGACCUGUCUUCCCAUGUUGCCCACGGUGUUAGCUUUUCUAAACUUUUCUGACAACCAGAAUUACCUGGUUCAGCGCAUUAAGGAAUUAGCGAAGGGCGUCUACAUGGCUGAGUACCGAUGGAAAUUUUUCCAGGAGCCGCACGAGCGUUUGCCUACAGAUGCCGCCAUUGUGUUCCACCUGUUCUGCGUCUACAUGGAUUGUCAAUUGAUGCCAACUGCGCAGGAAGGUGGACGAAGGCCUUUCUACUCCCGCUAUGUGGUAAUCGGCGAUAAUAACCCUAUCGAGGACAUGGUGUCCCGUGUGAAUAACAGAGCUAACUGCGCCAUACUGGCCACUGGAAAUCACGAACCCGAUCCCAAGUUUAACUUUUUUAGCGGCAAGGAGGUGCAGGAUUGCCUAUACGACAGAAACAAUCUAUUCUACGUGAUCAUCCAGUUCUUGACCUAUAUGCGAGAACAGCAGGGCUCCAUUCUAGAAGGUGUGAGUCUGGGCAGGAGUGGCAUCAACAUUUUGGAUGUAAUUGAUGACAUCCCUCACAUUCCCAGAUGUGAUAAAUUUUGA
Molecule: messenger RNA, 1080 nt
Organism: Drosophila erecta
Lineage: Eukaryota; Metazoa; Arthropoda; Insecta; Diptera; Drosophilidae
Product: transmembrane protein 209
Exons: 3
Coding region: 1-1080 (359 amino acids)
Cellular component (GO): membrane
Source: RefSeq, a predicted model, not a curated record